CUUUUUAUUACAUGCUGCAGAGUUCACUUAAAAUUGUUAUUGGUUUCAACUGCACAUAAAAACUUUUUUAUCAAUACAAUGCAUGAUCUAUACGCUGAUUAUUAUUAUUCGAUUGCCUAUUAUUCCCUUCUUGGGCUUCCCAAUAGCUUAUUUCAUUGGUUUUGCUCACUCAUAAACCAUGUUUCUGAUGUGUUUCUGAGACGGUGACAGAGGUUGGUUUUUUUCAUAAGGUUGUUCCUAAGUUAGGAGCGACUUAACGACCAACUGGUAAUCCUUUCUUAGGAAUGAAAUCAAUGCCAAUGAAAAUCUAGUGCGUAUCAUUUACCACAAGAAGGGAUCACACGCCAUGCGUUAAGUCGCACUACGAACAGCUUUAUGAAACACAUAAUACCCGAGGCUCCGUAACGCGAAGAUUAGCGAUCAAUCGCUAAAUGGACUGACCAAUACAAGUCAAUGUUACAGGCGCAUUUGGUUCAUAACACUGACCAUGGACAAAUCAGAAGUGUUCUUUCAUAUUUGCUAUUCAUCGCUAAGCUUAAACCUUGGAAGUUACAUAAGUGUUUGAGGCUUGAAGGAAAUUCAGGUUUUUGCUUUCUUUUAUACUUACACCAAUAUUACUUCCCUUUCCGUUUGCAUUGUCUAAAUAUAGCAGACCUCUACUUACUUUGAUUGAUGUUAAACAAACAUGAUAACUGUUCUAUAUAUUCGCAGGGACUUUUUUAAGAAUACAAAAGGUGUUUCGUGAUAAGUGUCGAAAAUGAAACCCUGAGUGAAGUUGAAACUUAAAACUGCAGGAAAUCUAUGCUCAAGUAGCAUACAUUCUCUGGGCUGGGUGUCCGGAGCAUUCAGGUGAUUUAGUUUUAACGUGGUUCAUACAUAAUUUAAUCUAUAUCCAGACAUGAAGUAUCUGAGUGUGUUGCUGAUAGCGGCCUAUGUGGUCGGCACCCUAUCGAUGACGCUCACCAACACCGAAAGGGAUUGGGAAGACUGGAAGACAGCAAACGGUAGGAGUUAUCAUAGCGACGUCGAGGAAAACAGAAGAGGAAAGAUAUGGAAAGAGAACCUUGAAAUCGUCUUAGAGCACAAAGUUAAAUUCGAUGAGGGAAAGGUUUCAUAUGAGCUGGGAAUGAACCAGUUCGCUGAUAUGACAAAUGAAGAGUUCGUGCGCAUGAUGACUGGUUUCCGGCAUAAUGUCACAUCCAAGGUACCCAGUGGCUCUACCUUCCUCCCACCAUCCUACGCUGAACUCCCAAAGCAGGUUGACUGGCGCACCAAGGGUUAUGUAACUCCUGUCAAGGACCAGAAACAAUGUGGUUCAUGCUGGGCGUUCAGUGCUACUGGGUCUUUAGAAGGACAACACUUCAAGAAGACAAGCAAGUUGGUGAGCUUGAGCGAACAGAACUUGGUCGAUUGUUCUGGGCCUGAGGGUAACGAAGGAUGCAAUGGUGGUCUUAUGGACCAAGCAUUCCAGUACAUUAUCGAUGCACAUGGUAUUGAUACAGAAGCAAGUUACCCUUACAAAGCAGUGGAUGGACAAUGCCAUUUCAAAAAAUCCGAUGUAGGAGCUACCGUCACCGGCUACACUGAUGUCACAUCAGGAUCUGAGAAGGCAUUACAGAAAGCUGUAGCCCAUGAAGGUCCUAUCUCAGUAGCUAUUGAUGCCAGUCAUAUGUCCUUCCAGCUUUAUAAGUCAGGAGUUUACAACGAGCCUGCAUGCAGCUCUACCUUAUUGGAUCAUGGCGUUCUUGCAGUCGGUUACGGAAGCACCAGUGACGGUACCGAUUACUGGAUUGUUAAGAACAGCUGGGGAGAGUCUUGGGGGAUGAAAGGAUAUCUGUGGAUGUCUCGUAACAAGAACAACCAAUGUGGCAUUGCUACUCAAGCUAGUUUCCCUCUGGUGUAAUCUGCAUUCAAACCCGUGAACUGUUUUGCAAGAACAUCUAGGCAUUUUCAAAAUCACUCAAUCAAACUGCACCCCACGUCUAAUUUUGCAGUAGAAUAUAAAAUUAACAGAUGUUUUGGAAUAUACCAAUAUCAAUCUACAAUGGCGUGCUAUAACCAAUCCUUGUGGAUACUCUAAUGCGUUGACCAGAGUUCCUGAGGGUGCUAUAGGUACACCAUUACUAUUCACUUUACUAAGUUUGUGUAAUGAAAGCAAUGGUGUCGAUCCGCAGAAAAGUUCUAUUCAGCUGGGGGUGUGAUAUUUCGUAAUAAUACAAAGCGCCAUUCUCCCAAAUGAAUAGAAAGCGUAAGCGGAUCGACACCCAUGAGUAAGAGGUUAUAUUCAUAUUGUAUCUUCUUAAUGAUAUCACAUGCUUUCCUUUCUAAUUGCCUAUAUUUAUGGCUCUUUUUCUCGGAAAACAUGAUACUUAUAUGCACAAAAUAUACAAUUGCAAUGGAAAAAGCGAUGGUUUAUCAAAACAGAUAUUUACUCAAGAGAUACAAUGUUGAUUUGAGCCAAUAUAGUUAAAAACGAUUCAAGGAAAAAGCUAUACCAUAAAUAGGCAUAACAUUCUUGCGUUGUUUGCUUCAACAGUGAUAAUCAUAAAAAGAUAAGUUUGUAAUUUAAGAGUGAUAUCACAGGCUAAAUUUUAUUUUUUCAUCUUUAUAUGUUUUAUAUCAUGACAUUCAGAUAACUGCAAUAUAUUAAAAGAAAUCUCUUCUUUUUAUCACGAUUGAUUUCAAUAUUCUCCAAGGUGACUAUGUUCAACAUUCUUUUAGCAUGAAAGUGAAAUAUUUGAGAUUUUAUACAAUCAAAAGACAAAAGGGAAAGGAUGACCUUUCAUAAGUUUUUAAAAGUUAUUUUUGUUCCAAUUCAUUUUGAUGAAAACGAGUUCACACUUUCUUCUUUGUCAUGUGAUUAAACAAGUGAGGAAAAUCAAACAAGAAUUUAGAAUGAAAUUAUUCAUCUCAA
Messenger RNA from Lytechinus pictus (painted urchin), 2914 nucleotides. Its product is annotated as procathepsin L-like. The transcript has 6 exons. Gene Ontology annotation, cellular component: lysosome. Gene Ontology annotation, molecular function: cysteine-type endopeptidase activator activity involved in apoptotic process; cysteine-type endopeptidase activity. Bases 899 to 1903 code for a protein of 334 amino acids. Lineage: Eukaryota; Metazoa; Echinodermata; Echinoidea; Temnopleuroida; Toxopneustidae. Gene Ontology annotation, biological process: immune response; positive regulation of apoptotic signaling pathway; positive regulation of peptidase activity. The record is from RefSeq and is a predicted model, not a curated record.